GGGGCUUGUGACGGCGAGAGAUGCAGGUUGUGACGGCGAGAGGAUGCCAGGGCUGCGACGGCUGGGCGCUUCGAUGGCAGGGGCUUUCGACGGCGGGUAGAUAUAUAGAUAGAAGUGCGUGCAGUGGGUGGAUGAUGGAGAGGAUAAACACAAAGUUGUACUUGGAGAACUGCUACAUAAUGGCGGAGAACGAGAGGCUGAGGAAGAAAGCGGAGGUUCUGAACCAGGAAAACCGGGCCCUUCUCAACCAGCUCAAGAACCGCCUCUCCCCACAACCCCCCGCCGCCGCCGCCACCAUGAUGAACAAAAACAAGAACAAGAACGCUUCCAUUCCGGACCUCAAUCUUGCCGCCUCCGCCGCUGCCUUCUCCGAUGCUGCUGCUUCGUCUUCUUCCAAGUCCGUUGUUCUGAACUCAUGUUUUGGACAAACUAGAUCAGAUGCCUGGUCCAUCAACCAACCAGAUCCCUAUAAACCAUUGGCUAUCCGAAAGGAGUUAUGGACCCACGGGCCAACAUUAGAUCGGGAGGAAUUCAGGGUCGAGAGUAUGGUGAGAUCAAGUGUUAAGGAUAUAAGACUUCAUGUGUAUCACAAGGGUUUUGAGUCGACUUAUAAACAAUGGAUAUGGCAUGGGGAGACUGAAAAUGUUGGUUCAACAUUUAGUGGACGGGUGGAUGACGACAAUGACAAUAUCGAUGGUUUCCGGGCUGAAGGGAACAACGAAUUUGAGGAUAAUUCUGGCAUGGCCCAUGACUUUGAAAAUGUUAUUGAUGAUGAAGAGCGUAACAUACACUUGUAUGGCUACAUGAGGACCCACGACAUUCAGAAUGUCGGGUUAGUGUGUCCGGACGAUCUCCAGCUUAUGGCAAAAAAUGGAAACCGUAAACCAGUGGAAAGGAUGUUGUUAGAUCAUAAAGAAAAAUCUUGGGUUCUUCUUCCAUUCUUCUGUGAGAGAACCAUUGGGGACGGGGACUUCCAAGAAUCUUACACUGAAGAGUUACAUAAACGAAGCUUGGAGGAUCCUUCGAGUACAGGGGAUGGGUUUUCUUAAAAUGAAACCCACGUGGACUGAUGUCGGUAUCGUACCACAACAACCCGGUGGAACAGAGUGUGGGUAUUAUGUCAUGAGGUUUAUGUGGCUAAUCAUCAGUCUUUGUGCCCGUGAAUCCGUUCCAAUAGAAACGGUGUUCAACUCUUUUGAUCCGUAUACGAUUGAACAACUUGAAGAGUUACGAGAGAUGUGGGCAAACACCUUUCUAGAUGAGUUAGUGAAUUAGCCACUCUAUCCCUAGUGACAAACAAAUUUAGUUUAAUUUGGUAUACUUUUUAACCCGUUUUGUUAGUUGGACACAACUUUGUGUUGUAAGUUGUGUAGUAUGUUAAAUCCUUUUACAUUUUGGUGGAUUUAUACAAUGAAAUUUAAAUUGUCCU
This is a messenger RNA of Cuscuta campestris, 1429 nucleotides long. Lineage: Eukaryota; Viridiplantae; Streptophyta; Magnoliopsida; Solanales; Convolvulaceae. The record is from the annotation of a GenBank genome assembly.